ACUUACUCGUAUUGAUAGCUUGACUGUGUUGAUUACGCGAUUUUUAAUCGUUAUACUGCAUUUUCUCUCUAUAUUUCUAUCAUUUUGUGCGUUUAGAUUUUCGACGCAUCUUUACAAUGUUCCAUUUUUAUCCAUCAAAAUGUUCCGAGGGCUUCGCUGCGUCUUUACCCGACAAUCGCCAGCCAUCGGGUCAUUCUUGUCCUUCAGUUUAAUCCACCUCAAAGUUGCCUGCUGAACUCCUUCAUCUCAAAUUCUUCAAAAACAAAAAAUGGAGGAAAAUCCGAAUCUUGAAAACUUUAAAAGUCAGGUGGAUUCAAUGCUCAGUGCUUUAGCCCAACUGAAUUCGAUAGAUAAAUCAGUAGCUUUUUCCUUGCUGAAAAAUUGCAUCACGUCUGCACAAGAUCAGCCAAGUGGAUCUACUUCUAGUUGUGAUAUUUCAAAACCUGCAGAAGGAGAAAUCACUAAUCAACUCGAAAAUCCUAAUUCAGGAGGGAGCUUAUCUAAUGAAAGCCAACCUGUGCCGACAAACAAUAUUCAAACCGGGUCGCCAACUACGGAAGAAAUCCCCGAUCCAGGAGCUGAACCCGAAAAAAGGAAUGAUUCCACGCCUGAACAAAACAAACCUGAAAACUCAAAAUUUGUUUGCGAAAAUUGUUUACGAAACUUUUCUACUCUGAAAGAGCUAGUUGUGCAUGCGGAGUCUUAUCCCAAAGGUCCAGUUGCUUGCAGAACAUGCACAAAGGAGUUUUAUAAUGUAUUUAUCUUCAAUCUACAUUCUAAGUAUGAUGAAUGUAAAAGGUAUCGGCGGCAAAUUAAGGAUAGCUUAAUGAAAAAAUGCAGUUAUUGCCAGAAAGUCUUUUACAAUGCUCAGCACUUUGAUAGGCAUUUAAGUGGGCACAAAAGGAACAACUGUCCUCAGUGCUCUGCAUUAUUCACAAAUAGGAAGCACCUUGAGAGUCACAUGUUAGAAGUUCACAGCACCAAGCUUGAGAAGAAUUUUUUCGAGUGCAAAUUUUGCUUCAAAAAAUUCUCUCAGAAAAGAUCAAUCCUCAAACAUUAUAAACUGCACCAUUCUAAACAAUGCUCUGUUUGUACUUUUUGCGGAAAGUUCUUCGAUUCUCCCCAUGAACUGGACUCCCACACCUUGGAGCAUGAAAGUAAAAAGUGGACCUGCGAACCUUGUAAACAAACCUUUGUACGGCAUCAACAGUAUUUAAAACAUAUGAGUGAACAUGACAAAUAUUUUUGCAUCACCUGCAAUGUAGGGUUCUCCUCUAGAAACAAGAUCGCAGAUCAUGUCAAAUUAGGUCAUUCAAUUCGCGGUGAAGAGCAGAUACAUCAGUGUAAGACAUGCAACAAUGUUUUCGAAUCAAAAGGAAAGUUACUCCGUCACCUGAAGUCUCAUGAAGAGAAGGGCCAGUACCAGUGUAAAACCUGCAAAAUAAGUUUCAACAAAGCUAGCUCUUACAAGCAGCACCUCAGCUCGAGCUGGCAUACGAACAAAAAGACACCGACCUCAGAGAAUCCCAGUCUCAGCUGUCGCGUGUGCCUGAAAACAUUCCCCAACAAGAAUCAACUCCUGAUCCAUUCUCAAGAAAUCCAUGGAAUUCUCCAAAAUAUCUCAAGGUGCCCGUUCUGCAAUUAUAAAAGUAAGUCGAAAGGAAAUAUGCGCAGACACAUCGAUCAACAUACGCAACAUAGGAAGUACGUUUGUGAUCAAUGCGGGUCUAGUUUCUACACGUACUCUUGUUUGAAAGAGCACAUAACUUGCAUCCAUUCAUCAGAGAGGAAUUACAGCUGCGAAAAAUGUGGGAUGUCUUUCAAACUGAACAGCAGCUUGAAAAGGCACAUGGCCACACACAGUGAGGAAAGAACGCAGAAAUGUCAUUGCGGUCAAGCGUACAAAUUGGUCUCAAACUUAAAGCGGCACCAGUUGAUUGCUCAUGGCAGGGUGGACUCCCCAAAGAACUUCCAAAGACUGACGAAAAAUGAUUACGGAGAGUAUGUACCAGUGGAACCCAGGAGGAAAGUUAAAACGCUUCCCGAAAUGCAAGUUGAUAAAACAUUCCAAUUAGAGAACGAUCCUAUUAAAAAUGAGGUAUUGCUGCCGAUGCCGCCAACAGACGACACCGAUCCUCUCAGUGUUAACGUCAACGAUUGUGGACUAAUGCAGUCGGUUCAAGUCAUCUAUCAGAACUUGGACUUCCCAUCCACGAAUGAUGCAAAGCAAUCUUUGCUUUUUACUCCGUCCAUUGACAUGGCACAUUUACAGCUAGUCGAGAACAUGCUUCAAGCUGCGUCUGUGAAUGAUCCAUUAAAACAGACUCAAGACAUAUUUGUUGAUCCAACUUCUCAGACUUUCCAGAUAACAGAUCCUGAUUCUUUCUUAACUGGUGAUGUCACACUGCAUCCUCCAUUGGAAGUGUCUCAGAUAGGUAAUUUAGACUUGACCAGUCACUCAGGUCACUUAGUUCCGGAUGUUCCUGUUACCCACCCCUCUGAAAAUCAUCAAACUCUCAUAGGUUCACUCAGUGAUUAUAUUAUACCGCAUCAAUUUCCAUUCCUGAAUGUUUAAUUUUUGGCCGUCAUCCUCCUCAAAGAGGAAGUCUAAACUGAUGUUGCUGCUUCAUCACAACACAGCGCACCUCUCAUCAUUUCCUUUUUUGUCUGUAAAAAUAAUAUUAAAUUGCAAGGCCCUGUGAAAAGUGCUAAAAUUGUUAAGCUUAAAAUUUUGAAGGAAGUAUAAAUCAAAAUCUUUAAAUUCAUAUCUCAUCCAGUAGUCCGCUUCAUCAACAUAAUUUUCCUCAUUAUGUGAAUAGUGAUAUGAUCAUAUCCUCUCUGAAAUUCAUCCAUUUGCACCAUUGCUAAGAGUUAGAGAGUUGAGAGGCAUAUUUUCUUUUAACAGUACAAGUGGAUUUUACCUACCUGUAGGAGGUACUUUUUGAGAAAUAAAGAAGAGACUUAUUCAUUUUUCAUGGUUGCAUUGCUUUUUCUUCUGAACGCCUAUUUUCUUCACAUGAUCCAUCUGGUUCUCACCAUAAAAAUAAUCAUACAUUCUCACAUCCGUUAUUGUCUGGGUAAGAAUAACUCUGAACUAGAGGAAUGUUACUGAAUUCAUGAACCAGAUAACCGAAAAGUUUACUGGCAAGAGAAGGUUGUGAUGAUGAGCAAUUCUUUUAAGACUGAUAUUAAAUUUUACUGAAUCUUUCAGGUAUCCUGUUGAACUGCAUCCUUUUUAGUGUAUUUGACAAAGGAAAUACACUAUUUUUAGUCAAAUCCGACCAUUAGUAUCUAUGUGUGACGUGCUCUUAAAUGUGCAACAACUUCUUAGUUAUUAACGUCCGUCUGCGAAAAAUUGAAAAGAACCCUCUCUAGUGAGCUUUAAGUUUGUUUAAUUAUAUUCGUUUUAACUGUGGAUAUUUUUAAUUUUAUUUUCUGGUUGAUCGUGUUUAUUUAGUUGUCCAGAUUUGCUGUCGACUUACUUCAGAAACAGGGCCAUGAACUUACUGGAAUUUGAGUGUGAGACCGAAAAAAAAUAGGCUAAUGAAAAUUUUGGUCUGUUAAAAUAGUUUUGUCAAGUAUUUCUCAGUAUUUUGUGCCAGGUCUCAUUGUCAUUGUAAACUGAAAAUUCGACAAUAAUCGUAAUGUUAUGUCUGGUUUGGUCAAACUCUGCUUCCAGCAAUGUUUUUAUCAAUGUACAGUAAAAAGACUUGAUGGCUUUUUUUGAAAUUUGUAUUGAUGGAAAUCACCCAUUCAGUAGGGGGAACUGUUGCAUACUAAGUGGUAAUUACAGUGGAUCUAGGUUUUGUAGAUCUGCUUAUCACCCUUAUUUCAAUAUUUGAGUUAUUAUAAGAAUUAUUCGAGUUAUUCUCAUCAAUUUGAAUCCACAUGAGGUAGGCGAAUGUUUCAGGAGUUGGAAUUUGAUCAAAUUUCAAAGUAAAGAAUGGCGGCCAAAAUUUUAUUGAUGAGCAAUAUUAACACCGAUAUCGAUCGAUAAAUUUCUUUGAAAAGAACUUUGAAUUAAACUUACAGUUGAGUGCUUAUCAAAUGGUUCACCAGACAAGGUUAGAAGGGAAAGAAAAUUUCACAUUUUAUCUCCUUAAAAUCUUACUUAGAAAACAACUCACUUGAUAAGAAGUUGGAAAUCAAAUCCUAAAUGAGAUAUUAACAAGUAUUUGUAGCAUAGAUCUGAUGAAAGUUAGAUAUGACAAAUAACGUCAUUUGUAUAUUUGCCAUGCAAUCAAUUUUAAUUGUGAACUUUUGUAUCUUAUCAAGGAGUUUACUUUCAGACUCCUCGUUGUGAGAAGCCUUCUUCAAGAAAAGUUGAAAACAUGUUCCUUAGUUAUUUAUUUCAUACCUUGUCUAAAGGCGUGUUGGUGGCAAUGUGCAGAGCUAUGACCCCUAGAUUUACCUUAAUAUUGAAGGUUUCUAAACUUCUUAUUUUAUGAAGAAGGUCUCAUCCAGAACUGGACAACUCAAUCAGACUGGUUCACUUUAUCAUCUCUCUUUUUUUAUUUUUAUAUCUAUGUAAUUUUUUUUUUUUUGAGGUUGUUUUAGUUCAAUCCCCUGUUGCUGUCUCAGAGAAACUGUGUGCCGCAAAGUUUUCUUGAAUCGCGUUGUGCUCAGUUCCUAAAGCAUUUUAACGAUUACUUUCCUGAUGGAAACCAAAUGAGGCAUCUUGAAGCAAAGGGAGCAAAAUCCAUUUUACCAAUGAGCCUCAUAAUUCUAGUAUUCUCAUUUAAUCUAGGACUCAUCAGGAAAAAGGCCUUUGCUCCCUUUGCUUCAAGGUGCCUCAAAUAAGAUACAUAAUCUUCUCUCUACGGCAUGAAUCCUCAUUUAUUACUUAUAAAUCAAGCACAUGGUACAUUUUAAUUUGAAUGAGUGAUGGCACAUCUCUUUGAUAAAUGAUCCAUGCAUCAUUUAUUUGUGUGCCUUUUGUUUUCUAGCAACUUUCAAUUGUGAAGUGUCUGAUAUUGGUACUUACCUAUUAAAACAUUUCUAAAAAUGCUUCAA
Molecule: messenger RNA, 5013 nt
Organism: Bemisia tabaci
Lineage: Eukaryota; Metazoa; Arthropoda; Insecta; Hemiptera; Aleyrodidae
Source: RefSeq, a predicted model, not a curated record